CCACACCGCUCUGCCCUUUCUUCUGCUUCCUUUUCUCCCCUGUUUCUUCUUCUCUCCCCUCUUCCACAGCGAAGAAGGCGGGAGAAAAAGAACCAAAACCCGCCAUGGAAAACCGCAUAGCUCUAUUCUUCUUCACUCUCCUCACAUUUUUCACCCCCAAGUCUCUGGCUUUCGACUACGCCGACGCAUUGACGAAGAGCCUCCUGUACUUCGAGUCCCAGCGCUCCGGCCGCUUGCCGUACAACCAGAGAAUCUCCUGGCGCGACCAUUCCGGCCUCACCGACGGCUUGGAGCAGGGCGUGGAUUUGGUCGGAGGGUAUUACGACGCCGGCGACCACGUGAAGUUCGGCCUCCCGAUGGCCUUCACCGUCACAAUGCUGUCGUGGGGUGUUCUCGAGUCCCGGCAACAGAUCGCCGCCGCCGGCGAAUUGGAGCACGCGCUGGAAGCUAUCAAAUGGGGGACUGAUUAUUUCAUCAAGGCUCACACUAGUCCGAAUGUUCUCUGGGCAGAGGUGGGCGACGGGGACACCGACCAUUACUGCUGGCAGAGGCCGGAGGACAUGACGACGUCACGGCGAGCUUAUCGGAUCGAUGAGAACAAUCCCGGGUCGGAUCUCGCCGGAGAAACAGCAGCGGCGAUGGCCGCCGCGUCGAUGGUGUUCAAAUCCACCAACCGACAUUACUCACACUUGCUCUUGCACCAUGCUCAGCAGUUGUUCGAGUUUGGGGACAAGUACAGAGGCAAAUACGAUUCGAGUUUGGGAGUAGUGAAGGGUUACUACACUUCAGUGAGUGGGUUCAUGGACGAGCUACUGUGGGGUGCUAUGUGGCUGUACAGAGCCACCGACAAUGAGAAGUAUUUGAAGUAUGUGAUUGAGAAUGCUCAUGGCUUUGGAGGGAUUGGUUGGGCCAUAACAGAGUUCAGUUGGGAUGUUAAAUAUGCUGGAAUUCAAAUCAUGGCUUCAAAGUUGCUUGGAGAAGCAAAGCACAAACAACACAGCCAAACACUCUUACAAUACAGAUCAAAGGCAGAGUUCUACCUAUGUUCAAUCCUCAACAAGCACAACAGCAACAACACCAACGUAGUUCACACCCCAGGCGGCCUCAUAUACAUAAGAGAAUGGAACAACAUGCAGCAUGUCUCUACAGCUGCAUUCCUCCUUACAUUCUAUUCCGAUUUCCUUCGAGAAUCAAAUCAAAACCUCAAUUGUCGUGAAGGGACAGUAAGGCACGAAGAGCUCCUUCGAUUCGCCAAGUCCCAAGUCGACUACAUCCUGGGUUCGAACCCUAUGAACAUGAGCUACAUGGUGGGUUAUGGUUCUAAUUACCCAAAAAGGGUUCACCAUAGGGGCGCCUCGAUCGUCUCUUACAGAGAGAACAAAGGGUUCAUUGGGUGCACACAAGGGUAUGAUAAUUGGUAUGGCAGGCAAGAUCCAAACCCUAACUUGUUGGUUGGGGCACUGGUUGGAGGGCCUGAUUUUGAGGACAAGUUUGUUGAUAGUAGAGAGAAUUUCAUGCAGACUGAGGCCUGCACUUAUAAUACAGCUCCAUUGGUUGGAGUUUUUGCAAAGUUGUUGGCUUUGGAAGAGCAAUCACAGAGCCAUGAUGGUGAUGAUGAUGAUCAACAGUUGGUUGCUUCCUUUUAAGGGAGAAACUUGAAACUGGCUGAUUUUCUAUUGAAUAGCAUUUUGUUUCUUUUUUACUUUGUGGGAAGGUGUGAUUUUUCAGUUUGCAUCCCAAUCACAGGACAAAAGGCUUGGUCCUGUUUACUUUUGUUGUUUUAGUUUUCUUGGUUUCUGUUUGUGUAUAGAUUUCUAUAUAGAGGAAGAACACUGCUGUGAACAGCAAAAGCAAGUGGGAAAACAAGAGAAGAAGGGAAGGUUGAUUAGCUCAACAACGUUGUACAUCGUUCUUUCCUUUUGAGAGUAAUACAGCAAAGGUUGUUUAUCCAGCACCAGAGAUGGGGGGAGAGAUUGUAACUGGAAUUAUUUGGAUCGUUUCCUUUCUUAAUAUCUUGUUAAGAGUAAGGUUCCUUCAAUCAAUUAUAGUAUUGCCUACACAUAAAAA
This is a messenger RNA of Linum tenue, 2067 nucleotides long. NCBI's taxonomy places the organism in Eukaryota, Viridiplantae, Streptophyta, Magnoliopsida, Malpighiales, Linaceae. The record is from the annotation of a GenBank genome assembly.